AUGACUCAUCAGAGAGGUUCCAUUAUCAGUGUCUGGAAUUGGUACAGCUACAAGAUACCUAGUGAACCCGUCCUGUACAGUGAGAAUGUGUCUGCAGACAAUCCCUUUAUAUCUGCAGGGAGUCAACGGACCUACUGUAUCCAGGCAUGGCAAGGGGAUCCUGGUAUUGUAAGGACCAGUCAGGAGGUCAAAUACAGGACUAUAAUAGAGCUGACAGAACGGGAUGGAUUUACAGCUGCUGAAUUCUGUAGUUCAUGUUUAAUAAGGAAACCAUUGAGAUCCAAACACUGCUCAGUUUGCGAUAAAUGUAUUUCAAGGUUUGACCAUCACUGCCCCUGGGUUGGCAACUGUAUUGGAGAAAAGAAUCAUUCCUAUUUUCUGGGUUAUCUUAUCUUCCUCUCAUGUUUAGCGAUUACUAGUGCAUACGGGUGUAUCGUUUACAUAUCAGAGGCCUGUGUUUACCCUGUCUCUGAUGGGUGGUAUGAGUAUGUAAAAGCUGGUGCCCUGUGUUCCCCCUGGGUAACAUGGAUUCUGAUGAACAUGAUCUUUCAUGCUUUCUGGGUAUCAUGUCUCACAGUCUGCCAGCUAUAUCAGGUGAUGUACCUGGCUAUGACAACUAAUGAACGAAUGAAUACGGGACGAUAUAAACAUUUCCACGGAAAGCGGGGGGAAAUCAAAUCUCCUUUCCACAAGGGAGUUCUUCAGAACCUCGUUGAUGUGGCAGGUUGGAACAUCUUGGGGAUCAUUCGUCCAUCAAGAACAGAUUGGAGCAAGAAAUUCCAGAUGGAAGAUGAACCAUUGCUGGGUUCCCAGUACACCGUUUAACUUUUUUUUCAUUCAUGUUGAUUAAAUUGAUUAAUAGCUCAAUGUACAGUUGGUGCCAGAAUAUUCUGGAACGGAAGACGACCCAAGAUAAAAUGAUUAAUAUUGCCGCGGAUCGAGUUGUAUACUGUAUUUACUAAUUAUAAAUUUCAAAAUUUUGUUAAAGGGGGAAGUUUUGAUUUUUGUUUUGAUUACGAUGAAACCAUUUUUCAUAAAAUCGUCUUUGAAUUCCAGUCAUUCUGGGGACUACUGUAUUUGUUAUGGAGCUUUGUGUGAUAAUAAUUAAUUGUAGCAUCUUACAAAAUUACUAUGAUUUUUAAAUUUAUUGUGUUUUCUCUCUCUAUUUUUUCAGCUUAGGCUUUUAAAUUUACAAAGAUUGUUUUUAUCAAAGUUGUUUAAAAUACGACGAAAUUGAUAUGAUUACUUAUAAA
Molecule: messenger RNA, 1253 nt
Organism: Eurytemora carolleeae
Lineage: Eukaryota; Metazoa; Arthropoda; Copepoda; Calanoida; Temoridae
Product: palmitoyltransferase ZDHHC17
Exons: 9
Coding region: 1-825 (274 amino acids)
Biological process (GO): protein targeting to membrane; peptidyl-L-cysteine S-palmitoylation
Cellular component (GO): endoplasmic reticulum; Golgi apparatus
Molecular function (GO): protein-cysteine S-palmitoyltransferase activity
Source: RefSeq, a predicted model, not a curated record